UCGCCCGGUCCCGUCAGUCAUAGUAAAGUUGACAACAUGGCGCGGACGUGGUGCUGGAAAAUUCUGCUCCGUGCAGUUGUGGUCGCCUCUAUCGCGCUCUCCCUCGUCCAGGGGCAGGGUCUGGACGACGAGUACAAACAUCUCUACGACAGGCACAUGUUCGAGGAGGCCAUAAAGGCCGCGCCGCAUUUUAUCAUGUUUUUCGCGCCAUGGUGUGGCCACUGUAAGAAGGCAAUGCCCGUCUUUGAUGAGCUGGCAGACAAGUACAACUUACAGAUGGAUCCAAGGCCUCCUCUCUACCUGGCAAAGGUGGACUGUACAAAAGAAAUUGCCUUAUGUGAUGAGCACGGAGCCACAGGAUACCCAACCUUCAAGAUGUACAGACCUGGCCAAGAAGUUGAACGGUACAAGGGAGACAGGACAGCCAAGGCAUUUGAGGACUACUUCACUCAAAUGACAGCAGAAGUGGCAAAGCCUGUUCCACCUGAACCAAAACAUGGUCUGUACAGUUUGGAAGCCUCCAACUUUCAGGACCACGUUGCAAAGGGUCUUCACUUCGUCAAGUUCUAUGCGCCCUGGUGUGGACACUGCAAAAGGCUGGCACCGACAUGGGACGAGCUAGCUACAACAUUUGAACAUGAGGAACAUCUCACCAUUGCUAAGGUUGACUGCACACUGUACAACUCAGUAUGCCAGGACUAUGAUGUGAGGGGAUACCCAACUCUUCUGCUCUUCAGGGAUGGAGAUAUGCUGGAGAAGUACAGUGGGGGACGUGGCCAUGCAGAGCUGAAGACCUACGUGUCCUCCAAGUUGGAAGAGUCCAACAGGCUUUGGGAAAAGGAGGCCUCGAAACCAAAGGAGACAGUCAAGAUCCAGAAAAGUGGGGAAGGACCGAAGGAGCCUCAGGGAGAAGUCCCAGCUGAACCAGAGAGCAAAGUACAAGCCUUAGAUUCUGACACGUUCAACGCAGAGGUCAGCAAAGGGAUCACUUUUGUUAAGUUCUAUGCACCAUGGUGUGGCCACUGCAAGCGGCUGGCCCCCACGUGGGACGCCCUGUCUCACAAGUUCCCUGACCAGCCUCAUGUGAAGAUCGCUAAGGUUGACUGUACCACAGCAGGGAACAAGGAACUCUGUCAGGACCACAAGGUGACAGGCUACCCUACACUGAUCCUGUUUAAGAAUGGAGCCAGGAUAGCAGACUACAACGGUGCCAGGACUGUGGAGUCCCUACAUUCCUACGUCGUGGAAAAGACACACGACGAGCUUUGAUGCCAACCGGAAAUAGGAACCAAUUUUUUCAGCAGAAAUAUUUUUGAAACCUACAUUUUUGCUCUAGUUUGGACCAAUUUUUUGUCUUUUUAGAACACUUUAUUUAUAGUAACUCACUGUAUUUUAGUUAUACGCUUAUUGUACGAUUGUACACACUCUCUUUCCCAAGUUGUAUCCGGAGCUGAAUGUUUUCCCAUUUUGCUCAUUACCUGCUAUGCAAGUGAUAAAAUUAACCUGAUGCAGGAAAGCACGCAGUCUGAACAUAUUAAUCAUAAAAUAUUAUGAUCAUAAAAUCUGUAUGGAAUAGGGUGUAUGGAGAUUUUAUUGUCAAUGAGAUUGUGCAAUAAGAGGUCAACAGAUAUAUAGAAUGAUAUGAAGAGUAUUGAUUUUAUUGAUACCUAUGAUAUAAAUAUCACUCUGUUUGAUAUUCUAGAAGCACACCACGUUAUGUUUAGUACAUAGUUUUUGUUUUUCCUCUUUGGAUUUGCAACUUAGACUUUUCAAAGUUUCUCAAAACAGAUUGUAGUCAGUACAUUUUGCAAAAUGGUAAUGUGUCAAUUCCUUUUGUAAC
Molecule: messenger RNA, 1840 nt
Organism: Branchiostoma belcheri (Belcher's lancelet)
Lineage: Eukaryota; Metazoa; Chordata; Leptocardii; Amphioxiformes; Branchiostomatidae
Product: thioredoxin domain-containing protein 5-like
Exons: 10
Coding region: 37-1269 (410 amino acids)
Biological process (GO): protein folding
Cellular component (GO): endoplasmic reticulum
Molecular function (GO): protein disulfide isomerase activity
Source: RefSeq, a predicted model, not a curated record